Molecule: messenger RNA, 1673 nt
Organism: Daldinia vernicosa
Lineage: Eukaryota; Fungi; Ascomycota; Sordariomycetes; Xylariales; Hypoxylaceae
Exons: 2
Coding region: 489-1364 (291 amino acids)
Source: RefSeq, a predicted model, not a curated record
GGAGUCAGUCAAUAACAUGCCUUCUAGAGCAAUUCUAGAAGUGAAUUAAUCCACACAUCGAAGUGAUGAACAGGCGGCUUAGACAAAGGCGUAACUCUUUUCUCUUAAACAGUAGACGUCACGAGAGGACAAAGAGGAAAUGAUGUGCCCUUGAGCUAAAGAAACUUAAAACUUGGCCACACCCGCCACCUGUAGCGCAUCCCGGUUGCUAAACUGCGACACCAUCGUGUAUAGUAGGUUGCCAAGAUUGCUUGGCACCGCAGUUUGCAGUUUGGACCCCGAGUGCCCAAAAGAGGAGGAUCGAAAGUCAUCACUCUACAUAUAUUUCACCUUUCGCCUUUUCUUGCUUAUAUCUGGUUCCCCCAUCAUCGGCAUCUAACUAAAUACAAGCAUUGCUGUGCCUUAAUAUCCUAUCGGAAAGCUUUGACCCCAUUGCUUAAUUGUUUUACGAUCGAUACUAUUGAUACCCAUAACAAACGCGACUACUCAUGAAGACUUCACAUUUUCUCUUAGGCCUAGUCGCCCUUGGCCAAGGCAUCAACGCCGCGGCCAUUCACGACGUUGAAGAUGUCGCAUCAGAUGUGGCGACACCGGAUGUUCCGAUAGAACAACGGGACCCGGAGACGUUUGCGCAGAGCGAGGACCUAUGGAAGCGCAAAGGCGGUGGAGGAACUGGUGGUAGAGGCGGUAGUAGUGGUGGCUCUAGUGGUGGCUCUAGCGGUGGCUCUAGCGGUGGCUCUUCAGGUAGCUCCGGAGGCUCUUCUAGCGGCGGUCGCGGAUCGUCAGGGUCCAGUACUGGCGGUUCGACAACGACUGGAAGCGGUGUCCGACCUAAUUACGGAGGCGGGUCAUACUAUGGCGGUGGCGCGACGCAGCCGUACAAAUCCGGCGGUGCCACCCCCUCAGGUAUCCUCCCUUUCGUCCUCGGCGGCGCCGCGAUCGGGGCCCUCGGCUUCGUAGGCUUGAGCUUGGCCUACAACGCCUACAACGCAUACGCGUAUCCCUACACAAACCGUUACUAUUACCACAACGCCACGACCAACCAGAACGAGACCAAGCCCGUCGUAUGCAUAUGCGACUACUACGGAGAAUGCGGCUGCGACGACAAUGGCAACCAGACAUAUUUCAACUCGGUCAUCGGAGACGGCAGCUACGAAAACCUGAACAAGUCGCUUGUUACGGUAGCUGAGAACGAAACUACGCACGAGAAAACCAUCUACAUCCUCGGCACUUUACCCAAUGGCACAACGUCGGCCGGUGGUACCGACGAUCCAAACGCGGGCGCUGGCUUGCAAACACUAGCUCGCGCCGUAGGCUGGUGGCCAGUUGUGACGACGGCAAUCGCCAUCGUAUGCCUUUCGUAAUGACCAAGGUUUCACUUUUAAUUUAUAGCCUACGCUUCUUUUGUAUAUAUGACUUCGUACGUUCUUUCACGCAUGACACCCACGAGAUAAGAUUUGCGGCAGCGCCUCGAAAUCGGCGGUUGAUAUCCCUAUAGGCGUUCCGGUUUUGUCUAGAAAGAGAGGGUCGGGUUUGGGGGUAAAGUUUAUGACCAUACGGUUACUGCAUGUUGUAUACCAGCAGAAAGUAGCCUCCUGGAUCUGCCAGCUAUGAUAGCCGCAGACGUAGAGUUAGAGGUUUCUCCUAGACAAAUAACAAUAUCAUUUUAGUUA